ACAGAACUUAACUGUCGUCGACAAAGAGAGCCACAAUCAUGAAGAUCGUUUUAGUAAUUGCUGUUUGUGUCGGUAUUGCAGUCUCUGAAGAUUGCCAAACACUUUCCGACUGUAGCCACGUGACCUGCCCAGAACGUGACUACGAGCUAACAUGCGACAAAACAGUAUGCAGCUGCGUGCAAACCACGCAGCACUCGUGUAUAGCGAUUACGGACUGCCAAAAUUCUGCUCCUGGUACUAACAAUUAUUGUGACCGAGAUUUUCAUUGCGUUGACGGCACGUGCAGAUGUGGUCACGGGUUUGGACCUGCUCCAGGCGGCGGUCAUGCACCAGGCGGCGGCCACCCACCAGUCGGCAAAUAAAAUAUUUAUUAAUGUGUACACCGUGAUGUGAUU
Messenger RNA from Mercenaria mercenaria, 395 nucleotides. RefSeq lists its product as uncharacterized. Bases 39 to 362 code for a protein of 107 amino acids. The record is from RefSeq and is a predicted model, not a curated record. Lineage: Eukaryota; Metazoa; Mollusca; Bivalvia; Venerida; Veneridae. The transcript is spliced from 3 exons.